GCUGCCGCACGGCCUACAGAUAAAUAAUACUUAACGCACCGCGCGAUCGAAACGUGCCGUGUGUUGAUACUCUAUUUUAUAUCUUUUGGGUUUUUUUUUCUCUCAUAUCGUACAAACAAAUGUAUUAUCAGUGACUAUCAUAAGUGGUGUGAAUGUUAUAUUGAAUAUUGGACAAAUAAUAAUAAUAAUAAUAUUACUUUACGCGGCACAGCGCAAUCGAAUUAUAUCGUGUGUGUACACCCAAAUUGUCGACGUGACUAUUAUUUUCUCCCUCAAUUCAUAAAAUCGAUACGAAGUGGACAUUUCUGUGUUGUCGGAAUAAAUAUUGUCAUGCGACUUAUUUCGUGUGUGAAGUGCGACUGUAAUAACCAAGUAUUUAACUGUUUAUUUUUGUUUAUUAGUAUAUGUUUUAACGUGACCACGUCGCCUUUGUCAUAUACACCGGAGUACAAACGUCUAUGUGUAUUGUUAGUUACUUGCCAUUGUGAUAUCUAAGUGCUGUGUGCCCACCGUGCAAUAGUGCCAUUGUGAUCGGAUUGUUCACAGUUCGAACCGAAGGACUUAUCAGGUCAUUGCCGGAGCAGCGAGCAGUUUGGACUACACUAAGUGUAAAGUGAAGAGGUGUGCGUGACGUGACGGCAUCGCCGUAGUGUGAGUGCCAGUGCGGUACGUGGUGUCUGUGUGCGUGUCUGUGUCUGUGUGCGGUGACUGUGCGUGUGUGCGUGCGCGCGUCCGUGGUGGCGCCUGCGCAGGUCACCUCGCAGAUGCAGGUGCGCCGAUGGAUCGGUGAUCGCGGCCUGACUACAUCGCCUGUGCAGCGCUGGUAAAAUGAGCGCAGCGCGGCCGAGAGCGAUUUUCCAACGCCAACCCUAAUGACAUUGACAUUGUGACGCGCUGCGGAGCGGUGGUUAAAGCGGCUCUGCCGCUUUAAAUGGACAAACGCAAGAUGCUGCCAAAGAGAGCGCGUAUGGAUAGUAUGCGGGGUCCAAUCGCCAAUGGACCCCUGCAGUCAAGGCCCCUGGUGGCGUUACUGGACGGGCGGGACUGCACCGUGGAGAUGCCGAUACUGAAGGACGUGGCGACGGUCGCGUUCUGCGACGCGCAGUCCACGUCCGAGAUACACGAGAAGGUGCUCAACGAGGCGGUGGGCGCGCUCAUGUGGCACACCAUCAUCCUCACCAAGGAGGACCUGGAGAAGUUCAAGGCGCUGCGGAUCAUCGUGCGCAUCGGCUCCGGCGUCGACAACAUCGACGUCAAGGCUGCCGGCGAAUUAGGCAUAGCUGUAUGUAAUGUGCCGGGCUACGGCGUGGAGGAAGUAGCGGACACGACAAUGUGUCUCAUAUUGAAUUUAUAUCGACGGACAUACUGGCUCGCCAACAUGGUGAGAGAAGGAAAAAAAUUCACAGGUCCGGAGCAGGUCCGCGAGGCGGCGACGGGCUGCGCGCGGAUCCGCGGCGACACGCUCGGCAUCGUGGGGCUCGGCCGCAUCGGCUCGGCGGUGGCGCUGCGGGCCAAGGCGUUCGGCUUCAACGUCAUCUUCUACGACCCCUACCUUCCCGACGGCAUCGAGAAGUCCCUGGGCCUCACCAGGGUCUACACGUUGCAGGACCUCCUAUUCCAGAGUGACUGUGUGUCAUUGCACUGCAGCCUAAAUGAACACAAUCAUCACCUUAUCAACGAGUUCACUAUCAAACAGAUGCGCCCAGGCGCGUUCCUGGUAAACACGGCGCGCGGCGGGCUGGUGGACGACGAGGGGCUCGCGGCGGCGCUCAAGCAGGGCCGCAUCCGCGCCGCCGCGCUCGACGUGCACGAGAACGAGCCCUUCAACGUCUUCCAGCAGGGCCCCCUGAAGGAGGCGCCGAACGUGCUGUGCACGCCGCACGCCGCCUUCUACUCCGACGCGUCGGCGCAGGAGCUGCGCGAGAUGGCCGCGUCGGAGAUCCGGCGCGCCAUCGUCGGCCGCAUCCCCGACUGCCUGCGCAACUGCGUCAACAAGGACUACUUCCUGCCCGGCGUGCCGCCCGUGCUGGCGCCGCCCGCGCCGCCCAUCCCCGCGCCGCAGCCGCCGCCCAGCACCUACAGCGAAGGCAUGAACGGCGGGUACUACGGCGGCGGCGGCGCGCAGGCCGCGCACUCCACGACGGCGGUGCACGAGGCGCCGGCGCUGCCGCCGCAGCCCGCGCCGCAGCCGCCGCCCCAGCAGCCGCCCAUCACCCUCCCAAUCAACACUUCGGACCCGGCCAACCACCAGAUGAAGCAGGAGAGCUCCGACGUCCACUAGGCGCCACGCUACGUUGCAGUACCGUACGCGCCGAGCAACACAAACAAACAAACAUACAAACAAUAGUUUUAUUGAUUCCAUCGCAACUAUGUCAUAAGUACCUACGUCGUAAGCCAACGAGUGAUAUCAAGUGGACGGACGUUUGCAUACGCAUGCCUGUUAGUUUAGUUCCCGAAACUGAUCAGUGGGCAGUCUUCGUCGGGAGCUGACAAGACGGAACUGGGUGACAUGCGGUGGCGUGCAAUUCAUACAUGCAAAAGUGCACUGUCUACCCUAAGGAUUCAAUACAAACCUAUGUUGGACCACAGAAUACUUGCUCGGACAAGGAAUUUUUGCAAUUUUUAAUUAUAGUGCAUACCCUAGUUAAAAACCUUGUGCACGCCACUGGUGACAUGCAGACGUUGGUAUGUUCUCGCGAUCCUGUGGAGACAGACUGCUGAGACAAGGGAGACAUAUUCACAGAGAGAUUGCACUUGUCAGCGGUUUGUCUCGUAGAGUGUGACAGACCUCGUACCCCUAAAGCUAUAUUUAAUUACGCCUAUAUAAGUGUAAAAGACAGUUUAAAAAAAGUAUAGAAAAGUGACAGAUGGGGGAGCGUACAAAAUAAUAAAUGUAGCUUUAUAGUGCAUGUAUUGAAUGUGAAAAGACUGUGUUUGGGGGUGUUUUUGAAUAUUUCGCAAAAUAUAUCGUCCAACGGACUCCGCUUUCGGACUUUUAAGAAUAUAUUUUGAUGUGUAAGUGAUGCGUGUUGGUGCAAACGUCGUUUAUGAGCGAAUAGUUGAUUCUGUAUUUGUAUUUGGUAAGUUGGGACAGCUAUAUAUUAUAUACUGUUAUGUAAUUGCGUGCAAAUGUCGCGGGCCGAUGUAUGUGUGUGACGGGGCGAUGUGUCGAACAUACAACGUAUGAUGGAAUUGAAAUAAUAUUAUUGUGUUAAAUCUACUUAAACUGUAAGAAUUAUAUAUAUAUAUAUUUUAUUUUUUUUCAUUUUUUAUUUGUUUGUUUAAGUGUACGGAAAAAUAUGUAGUAAGUGGAAUUUGUUAUUAAAUCUAUCCAAGGAAAUGGAUCUCCGUAAUUAUGGUUUUUCACAUGUUGUGGUAGAAACACAUUCUAUGCAACACAGGCCUAGACACACACACAUUAACUGACACACAAUAGGGUAGUUGACACAUAUAAAAUUUUGUAUAAACAAAACACUAUUAAUUUCGUUAUAGUACAUGGAAUAAGGGUCCGAAAUAUAUCGAUAUUAAUAAAAGUUAAGGAUUUCUUAUAAAUAUUAAAUUUAAAAAACGUGUUUUUUUUUUUAUUUUACAAACGUCAAAAACGCUGAUUUCCAUUUUGUGACCUCACAAUUACUUGAUGUACUAAUGUUAACAAAUAUUUUUGUCAAACACUCUGUUUGGAAAUAUAAACCAUCAUGGUGGACAGCAAUUUGGCUUAUAUUGUCAAAAAAUUAUUAGAAAUUGAAAUUUUUAUGUAAUCACGUCUCAAAAACUAUAAAAUUAUAUUUUUUUAAGAAAAAUCAUAAUGAGCAAUUUAAGAACAUUUAAAAAAAGUGUCAACUAGCCUAUUGAGUAUUGAGCAAUUUUGGAAUUACAUGGGUGUUGUCUAGAAAUAUAGGUACUAUACUGUCCAAUACAAUAGCCAAUGAAACAAAUUGCUGUAGAAUGUAAGAGCUGUGAUUUAUUAAAAAUAUAAUUAGUUAGAUUUGUCAUAUAUAAUGUGAUUCUGUGAAUGUGUUUCUACCACUCUCUGCUGUGAAUAUUUUGUAUAACAUUUGAUGCAAGACUUUAUAUUGAUUUACUAGUUAUUUCCAUAAUAUUCAGAAAUGUUUUAUUAAUUUUGGUUUUGUGAAAUAAAUAAAAUUUUUGUGAAUGGAAAGUUUUGCAAUAAAAGUGAUUACAAUGAGAUGUACAUAUUAUUUUGGUAUAGAUUGUAAUGUGACAAUUGAAGAUUUACGCGACACAAAUCAAUGGUUCGCCUAGUAUGAGGCGUGGUCGGUACCCGCCUCUUUCUAUGUCGUGUGUUUUUUUUACAUUAUGGUAGAGUUAUGGCGUAUGGUAGAAACAUGGGUAACACCCCACACACAAAAUAUUCAAAUUUGUGUAUUAAUAAUUAACUCUUUGUGAUAGGUGCCCCUGGGUGUUUAAAAAAACAACAUCAAAUUAAUUAAAAUUGUGCUGUGUCUUCAAGUAUUGUGAUUUUUUUAAACAUCCAUAAUACAUACUUUGUUUGAUUUUAGAGAGGGUGCACUAGUUUGAGUUCUGGCUUUUGCAUGAUAAAUAAAUCCUAUUCUAUGGGCAAACAUCCGGCGCCUACGCGAAUGGACCAAGGGCCCAUCAGCUGAUAAAAGUGGGGUGAUCGAAAUACAGCGCUACACCGCAAAUCGACAGCCUUCAAAGAAUUGGUCAGAUAGGCAAUGAACUACUUACGGUCAAGGUCGAGAGCUGACCUAGGCUGGUUGGCCCUAGCUGACGGGCGAUGUGUAAUAUGUGGAGGUCUAUAAUGGUGGUGUUUCAAUAUGUAAGAUAGUUUUGGGAAACAAUGGACUAAUAAAUGUGUUUUAAGAGUCGUUGAUUUGUAUGGCGUCGAGUGGGGGGUGUUUAAUGUGUUUCUACCACUAAGUUCACAUAUAGACUGACCAUAGAAAUGUUAAUAAAAAGGCAACAGAAAAGGCAAGCACCUAUUCAUUUGUAUUAACAAAUUUUCGCCAAUGGAUGCCUUGGCUAUGGCAUUUUAAAUGGCACACUCCAUAUUAUGUUAUUGAGUGUAAGCGAUACAAUCUGUUACGGGUAUGUUCUUGAAUUUUUAGAGGACUAUGUGUCACUUCUAUUGCCAUUUUAUUAUGAUUUCUAUGGGACAGACCAUAAAGGGGACUGACAAGUAUGAUGAAAAGUUACAAUGUGCAAGUUGGAUCCAUCGCCCCUCUGGUGUGUUCAGCAUUUGUUCGCAUUUGACCCCGCUCGCCCGAGAGAGUGCACAUUAUGCAUACAAACUGUUAUUUUUUAAGUAUUGACAAAGGACUGUAGACCUAUCAUCACACUUUAAUUAUUUCGAAAGAAACGAGAGGACAUGUGUUUUUCUCUUUAUUUUUUUUUUUUGGUUAUUUUGAAAUGUACAAAAAUCAUGCUUUCAAUUAUUAUUAUUUUCUUUUUUUUUGAUUCUAAAUAGAAUUAAGUUACGGAUUUUGUACAUGAGAAGGAGACAGCACGUUUAAUUUAGACGGAUCGCAAUAGCCACCCACAUAAUCCGACAAUCGUGAUUGGUAUUUAAAAUUAGUAUUUACUUACAGUUUAGUUUAAUGACAAAAACAAUGUGUAUAUUUUAUGAGAAAGUGAAAAAGUUCUUAAAUAAAACUAUUGUUUUCGGAUUAAUGA
Bicyclus anynana (squinting bush brown) is the source of this 5655-nucleotide messenger RNA. RefSeq names its product C-terminal-binding protein (gene CtBP). The coding region runs from base 932 to 2281 and encodes 449 amino acids. NCBI's taxonomy places the organism in Eukaryota, Metazoa, Arthropoda, Insecta, Lepidoptera, Nymphalidae. The record is from RefSeq and is a predicted model, not a curated record. The transcript has 14 exons. Gene Ontology annotation, molecular function: oxidoreductase activity, acting on the CH-OH group of donors, NAD or NADP as acceptor; transcription corepressor activity; NAD binding.